AUGUGGUAUAUCUCUGGUCCAAAUCUGGCGCAGAGGGCUGCUCGUCACGCAUGGGUAGGGACUGGCGAAGAGGCCGUUGCAGACGCUUAUGCUCGAGCUGGGGAUGAGAAAUAUCCACUGGAUGUACAGGACUUUUUAAAACUGUUGCGACGAAAGUAUGGAACACUAGUACGAGCUUGGCGAUUUGCGCUGGACACUGACAGUGGCAGUGAACUGGAGUUCUGUGAGUUUGUGGCAGCAGUUCGUCAAAUGGGUGCAGGGCAGAAUGCAAGAAGCCUGUGGUUCAAUCUAGAUGUUGAUCAAAGCGGCACACUGAGCCUAUACGACUUGGACCCAAUCGCAGCGCAUGCAUUGGACAAGUUUCGCUAUUUGUGCACCAGUCGCUUUGGUUCCAUUCAAGCUGCAUUUGCUGGAUUCUUGGACUUGAACAAGUCUGGCAUGAUUGAUUUGGAUGAAUUUGUGGAAUGCAUGGAAGGGCUCGGCUACGAGGCCUCAGUUGCCCAAGAGCUCUUUGGAUUCUUACGCCCCCGACCUGGCAGUCGCCUGCUUAAGUCAAUUGAUUUGGAGUUUCUGCAAAAAUGGGAAGAUGCAAAGCAGGAGAAGAAAGAGAAGGCGGGAACCUUGCACGUGGGCUGGGUGAACCGAGAUCCUUGUGCAGCUGUCCAAUAUCGUCAAAUGGCGGAGAAAUUGGCCGCCAGCGGAGAGGCGAAAGCGGACCACAAGCAACGUGUUUCGGAAACGCCCUUCACAGCAACAGCCUUGGCCAUCGCCAAGGCCACAGCCAAAGCUCAUGCAGGUUGUGCAAACCAAGCCGACGACGCACUUGUCGAGGGAAAAAGAUCUGGUUCAAAGGCACGAGUGGAAUCUCCAGCAACAGCAAGUGCUAUUGCCAAAGAUAAGGAGACGAUUGGAUGCUAUGCUAUGCGGCUGGCUUCAGACAAUGAGACCCAAAGCAGCAGGUUCAUCCAAUAUUUGCUUGAUCGGUUUCAGUCUUUGGCGGCUGCGUGGGAUGCUAUGGACCCGCAGUACACCGGGGAGGUGACAAAGCAAGGUUUCCCUUCGGUGGUUGUCUUCAAGCUGGGCUAUUGCCGAAAUUCUGAGGCUCGCAGACUCUUUGAGGCCUUGCCCAAAAAGGAUGCCCAUCGCUUCACAUGGAGAGAUCUCGGACUAACAGCUGAAGACUGGCUAGAGUUUUCAACCAAGAAAAGUGGGAGGAAUUGCAGCAACGAUUGGAAGCGCAAAAGAAAAGAGCUGGUGAUGGUGCAAGAAAGGCUUUGCAGAAGCAUUAUGAUCGUGCGAACAAGAAAGGCCCUCAAGUGA
Durusdinium trenchii is the source of this 1320-nucleotide messenger RNA. NCBI's taxonomy places the organism in Eukaryota, Dinophyceae, Suessiales, Symbiodiniaceae. The record is from the annotation of a GenBank genome assembly.